GUUCAGCACGCCGAGACUAUUGCCGCAUCAAUUGAUGCUCGACUAGGUUUGGUACAAAAGGCGAUCGAUUGGGUCCAGGCGAUUAGAUGAAUUCUUUCAUGCGCAAAGACAAUCAUGGCUCACUCUUCGGCAACCGACCUGAAGAGCUCUGGAAACACUGAUAUCGAAAGACAGGUCACCUACGAGGCUCCUGUCGUGCUAGCUCCUGCCCGGAAGACGUUGGGUUCUGGAACAGCACUUCCAAUCGGGGUGUUUGCGACGACUCUGACGGCACUAUCAUUUAGUUUAAUGGAAUGGCGAGGAGUUACCACAAACAAUGUCUUCGUAGCCAAUUUCUUCUUCGCGGCGGCCUUUGGCAAGUUGCUGAUGUGCCUGGUGGUUACUGCACAGUGGGAGCUUUCCGUGGGAAAUGGCUUCGCAUAUACAGUAUUUAGUGCUUUUGGUCUGUUCUACGCCGGUUAUGGAGCGAUCCUGACUCCAUCCUUUGGAAUUGUGGCGGCAUACGGAGAUAAUGUAAAAGAGCUCAACAAUGCUCUCGGGUUCUUCAUGAUCAGUCAGACGGUUUUCACCUUGGCAUUCCUGGUAGCAUCAUUGCCAACAAACUUGGUAUAUAUCAUAAUCUUCUUUACUGUGGAGCUAGGGUUCCUAUUAGUCGCUGCAUCCUAUUUCGCUAUAGCAGAUGGACAUGCCCGUGCCUCAAGUGCUCUCAAGAAGGGCGGUGGGGCUUUCUGCUUUUUAUCCGGAUUGACCGGAUGGUACCUGGAGUUUGCCUUGUUGUUAAAGGACUCAAUUGUUGAGCUACCACUUGGAGACACUUCAAGGUUCUUCGCGAAGAGUAGGAAGACAGAGUAG
Bipolaris maydis ATCC 48331 is the source of this 852-nucleotide messenger RNA. NCBI's taxonomy places the organism in Eukaryota, Fungi, Ascomycota, Dothideomycetes, Pleosporales, Pleosporaceae. The record is from RefSeq and is a predicted model, not a curated record.